Messenger RNA from Megalops cyprinoides (Indo-Pacific tarpon), 2325 nucleotides. RefSeq names its product cGMP-dependent protein kinase 2. The transcript has 18 exons. Bases 1 to 2304 code for a protein of 767 amino acids. Lineage: Eukaryota; Metazoa; Chordata; Actinopteri; Elopiformes; Megalopidae. Gene Ontology annotation, molecular function: cGMP-dependent protein kinase activity; ATP binding. The record is from RefSeq and is a predicted model, not a curated record. Gene Ontology annotation, biological process: protein phosphorylation.
AUGGUGGCCGGCCACCAGUGGGCCAUGGGCAACGGUUCGAUCAAAGCCCCGCGGCUGGAGGAGAGCUGCCUGGCCUCCAGCCUGAAGGAGCCCCCCAGCUGGGAGGGGGCGGAGCCCCUGAGGGCCCGCAUCGCCCGCCUGGAGGAGGAGCUCAGCCGGAGGGACCAGGAGCUGAGGACGCGGGAGGAGCAGCUGGUUGCCCUGCAGAAGGAGCUGGCGGCCAAGGUGUCCCAGAUCGACAAGCUCCAGGACGCCAUCGGCUACAACAGCCUGGGCCGCUCGCCGCCCGCCCCGCUCCGGCCCAGCCGCCGGCUGCUCAGCGUCAUAAACCAGGGCCCCACCCGCUUCCACCGGGUGGCAGUGGAAGUUCACCGCCGGCUGAAGGCCAAGGAGGGCGUCUCGGCUGAGCCCACCUCUGGACACUACUGCGGCGGGCUCAAGGCCCCUCACGUGUCAAUCGAGCGGGCCCGCGUCCGCAAGGACUCCAGCACUAAAAAGUUGAUCAAUGAUGCCAUCAUGAACAAUGACUUCCUGAAGAGGCUGGAGCCCCAGCACAUGCGGGAGAUGGUGGACUGCAUGUAUGAAAAGAUCUACACCGAGGGCCAACUGGUCAUCCAGGAGGGGGAGCCGGGGAACUACCUGUACGUGCUGGCAGAUGGGUUGCUGGAGGUCAUACAAAACGGCAAGCUGCUUGGACAGAUGCAUCCUGGGACAGCAUUCGGAGAGCUGGCCAUACUGUACAACUGCAAGAGGACCGCCUCAGUCAAAGCUGUCUCCCAGUCGCACAUCUGGGCCCUGGACCGGCAGAUGUUUCAGAGUAUCAUGAUGAGGAGCACACAGGCCCGGCACGAGGAGUACUUCAGCUUCCUGCGCAGUGUGUCAUUACUGAAAGAUCUGCCAGAAGAGAAGCUUGCCAAGAUUGUUGACUGUCUGGAAGUGGAGUACUUCGAUAAAGGAGAAUACAUUAUCCGUGAGGGAGAGGAGGGGAACACCUUCUUCAUUAUAGCCAAAGGAGAGGUGUCCGUCACACAAACCAUGGAGGGGUGUCCCGAGCCUCAAGAGAUAAAAACUCUGGGUGUAGGAGACUACUUUGGAGAGAAAGCUCUCAUAAGCGAGGAUGUGCGCUCAGCAAACAUCAUCUCCAAGGAGAACGACACGCAGUGCCUGGUGGUGGACAGGGACAACUUCAACCAAAUGGUGGGAACCUAUGAGGAGCUGCAGGCCUACCUGAAGGAGUACGUGGAGCAGCUCUCCCGCAGCGACGAGGAGCGGAACGCUGUACCCCAGUCCCCGCUAGCAGACUCUUCCCCAGAAGGCCGGAAGCUGAAAGAAAAGAUCUCCGGCCUGUCGGCCAGCUCUCCCUUCCAGGACCUGCAGGUGGUGGCCACGCUGGGCAUGGGCGGCUUCGGCCGAGUGGAGCUGGUCAGGUUGAAGGACGAGGACACAGCGUUUGCUUUGAAGUGUGUGAAAAAGAAGCACGUGGUGGACACCAGGCAGCAGGAGCACAUCUACUCUGAGAAAAACAUCCUGAUGCAGGCCAACUCGCACUUCAUCGUCAGGAUGUUCCGGACGUUUCGGGACGCCAAGUACGUGUACAUGCUGCUGGAGGCCUGCCUUGGGGGGGAGCUGUGGAGCACGCUGAGGGACAUGAGCUUCUUUGAGGAGUCCACAGCUCGGUUCUGCAUUGGCUGCGUUCUGGAGGCGUUCGAUUACCUGCAUGGGCGGGGAGUCGUGUACCGUGACCUCAAGCCGGAGAAUUUGCUGCUGGACAGUCAGGGCUAUGUCAAAAUGGCGGAUUUCGGCUUUGCCAAGAAGAUUGGCUUGGGGAAGAAGACUUGGACGUUCUGCGGCACGCCGGAGUACGUGGCCCCCGAGGUGAUCAUGAACAAGGGCCACGACUUUGGGGCCGACUGCUGGUCCUUGGGGAUCCUGAUCUUUGAGCUGCUCACUGGCAGUCCCCCAUUCUCUGGAUCAGACCCUAUUAAAAUCUACACUAUGGUUCUGCAUGGGAUUGAGAAAGUUGACUUUCCCAAACGUAUUAGCAAACGCCCAGAGGAUCUCAUCAGAAGGUUGUGCAAGCUGAACCCUGCAGAAAGACUGGGCAACAAGAAGAAUGGCAUCAUGGACAUCAAGAAGCACAAGUGGUUCCAGGGAUUCAACUGGGAAGGACUGAGGCGCCUAAAGCUGCCCUCCCCACUAAAGAGAGAGCUGAAGGGCCCGUUGGACCACAGCCAUUUUGACAUCUUCCCGCCUGAGCUAGAGGAGCCCCCAGAUGAACUGUCUGGCUGGGAUAGGGACUUUUGAGACGCCCAGACAAACCCUACA